AUGACCAAGGCCAGAGUAGAUGAUUUGACUGUUGCGAACCCUGGAAUAUCUGGAGAGCCAAAAGUCUCCGUCUCUGAAAAUGUCAAUAUUUCCGGUCUUAGGCAGGUAUGCGAAAAGGGAACAUCAUUUGCCCGGAGACUGAUCUGGCUAUUGUUGCUUUUGGCCGGAACGUCUUUCUUGGUCUAUCAGGUGUACAGGACCGUUAACUACUUUCUAUCCGGACCCACCAUACAGACAACGUCCACUGUCUACCCCUCUGAUGUGCCAUUCCCAGCGGUGACAAUCUGUAACCAAAACACAAUCAGGAAUGCUAGUCGGCUGGAGGACGUUGACUUGAGCCAAAUGUUUGGAGGUAGAACAGAUUUCACAUUAGAAACAUUCUACAAGCAAAGCGGUCACACCAUAGAAAGCAUGAUCAAACGCUGUGUGUUCAACGGAGUGCCGUGCCGACGUGAAUGGUUCACAGCUCAACUCACAGACGCCGGUCACUGCUACACGUUCAAUGGCGCAAACAAAGACGGCGGCCUGCGGACGGCUUUACGUGGUAAGAAUGGCGGACUUACCUUAGAGUUGAACGUGGAGCAAUACGAGUACUCAUACAGUCGAACAAACACCGCGGGUGUGUAUCUUCUAAUCCAUGACCAAUCAGAAAUACCCAACCUCGUUCUGAAUAGAGCCCUAGCCGUCACUUCCGGCUAUCACACCUCUAUCUCUCUCGGUCUCCUCAACCCCGUCAGGAAGAUAAAUGUGAUGUGUUCAAGACUGUGUCUUGUGUCUUCCCAGAAGCAGACAGUUUUCCGACUAAGGCCAUCUACUCGACUUAUUGCCAAUGUAAAACGCCGUGCCAAAUCAUCAGUUAUUUGA
Liolophura sinensis is the source of this 864-nucleotide messenger RNA. Its product is annotated as acid-sensing ion channel 4-A-like. The record is from RefSeq and is a predicted model, not a curated record. The transcript is spliced from 7 exons. Gene Ontology annotation, molecular function: ligand-gated sodium channel activity. NCBI's taxonomy places the organism in Eukaryota, Metazoa, Mollusca, Polyplacophora, Chitonida, Chitonidae. Gene Ontology annotation, cellular component: plasma membrane. Gene Ontology annotation, biological process: sodium ion transmembrane transport. Bases 1 to 864 code for a protein of 287 amino acids.